Hydractinia symbiolongicarpus is the source of this 817-nucleotide messenger RNA. RefSeq names its product conodipine-P1-like. Gene Ontology annotation, biological process: arachidonate secretion; phospholipid metabolic process. The transcript has 2 exons. The record is from RefSeq and is a predicted model, not a curated record. Lineage: Eukaryota; Metazoa; Cnidaria; Hydrozoa; Anthoathecata; Hydractiniidae. Gene Ontology annotation, molecular function: A2-type glycerophospholipase activity. Bases 205 to 759 code for a protein of 184 amino acids.
GGAGGGCGGAAGUGGGAAGGGGAAAGGGGUUGAAGUGGAAUGCGGGUGGAAGGGAUGCCACGCCUUAAAAAAGAAAAACUGCAAUGUAGAGGGUUCUAUAGUAUGCAUAGUUGCAGCUGUGUAAUGUAAAUAUGUCAAUAAAAAAAAGUAGAAUUUAACUCGUGCGUUAUUAGCUACAACCUAAGUCUAUCAAUCGGUUUUAACAUGUCCCUUAUGUUAUUUUGGUUUAUAGUAUUUUCUAUUUUGGUUGUAUCAUCGAAUGGAAAGUCGGAAGGACAGAAAUGCUUAACAGACAAAAAGUUGAUUAAUGGAUGUAGCAUUCCUUGGGGAAUAUCAUUUCCGUAUAAGGAGUUUUUUGAUCCUGCUUGUGAGAGACACGAUAUUUGUUACUCCUGUGGAAGCUUAUAUGGCUGGAAGAGGGCUGAUUGUGAUAGCGGACUUAAAGACCAUAUGAAGUUCCUUUGUUACCUAAAAGAACACAGUAAAAGUGUAACGCCAGGGUAUUCUUGGGAAAAAUUUAAAAAUUUUUUAAAAAUGGUCAAAGGAACUUUCUUAGUUGGAGCAGGAAUGGCAAAAUGGCUGGCGUUGAAGACCGGAUCUCUAAAACAUUGUCUGAAUGGAGUUGAGAUUUAUUACAACGCUGUGUCAAAUUUCGGAAUGAAAGAUUUUGAGAUCGAUAACCCUAUUGCAGAUUGCAAGCUUCCAUGUGCCAAGCUAUUGGCUGAUCCAACACGUGGUUUGAACGACACGGCAGUCUGAGUAGUAAAAUGUAACGUUCUUCUUGGCUAAUGUAACGCAAAAUAUAUAUUGCAUUGAA